Hirundo rustica (Barn swallow) is the source of this 1398-nucleotide messenger RNA. RefSeq names its product t-complex-associated-testis-expressed 1 (gene TCTE1). Gene Ontology annotation, molecular function: protein binding. The record is from RefSeq and is a predicted model, not a curated record. The coding region runs from base 16 to 1398 and encodes 460 amino acids. The transcript is spliced from 4 exons. NCBI's taxonomy places the organism in Eukaryota, Metazoa, Chordata, Aves, Passeriformes, Hirundinidae.
AGGUUCUGAGCAAGGAUGCAGCAGCCAGCAGCUGGUGACAGGAGCAGAGCUAUUCCCUCACCACCAUGUCCACCUCAGGCCAGCCUCGUUGAUGGCUCAUUGUACACACGCCGCUGCAUCACCGAGGAUCCCAGCUGGUCCCUGGUCACUGUCCCCCACCUCACUGAGCUCUGCCUCCAGCACAUUGCUCACAACUUCGAAAAGAACCCUAUUUUGAAUUAUCUUAUGCCUGAGCACCAAAAGAAAGUGGUGGACAGGCUCUCCACCAACCUUCCACUCACUGUGACUGCCAACAUAGUGAGCCAUGAGGACUACUGGAAGAGGUGCUGUAUGGAGCGCUGGCAAGUGUGUGAUGUCUCCAACUAUGGAGGCAGCUGGAAACGGAUGUUCUUUGAACGUCACCUGGAGAACAUUCUCAAGUUUUUCAUCCCUAACACCACAAACCCCGAAGAGGUCCUAGAGCUCAUCCCACUCUGCAAAGCCUACGUGCAGAAACUGGAGAUCGAUCAGUUCCUGCCACCUUUGUGGGUGGAUCAAAGGAAGGAGAGCAAUGACCUCUCUGACACAGAGGAUGACGCUGAACUUGGUGAGGUCUACACCCAUCACUAUGACUUGAAAGAUCUCAUUACUUCUCUUCCACACCUUCAAGAGCUUCAUCUCACUUAUGGUGUGAAGAGCUGUGGCAUGAACUUUGAGUGGAGCCUCUUUAACUUCACUGAGCUGGACUGCUCCAACUUGGCUGCUGCGGUGAAGAUGUGCCGGAACUUGAAAGUUUUCAAGCUGACACAAAGCAAAGUGGAUGAUGACAAGAUCAAGCUCCUGGCCCGUAACUUGCAGCAUCACCCUUGCUUGCUGGAGCUGGACUUGUCCCACAAUCUCAUCAGGGACCAUGGGGCACAAGCUCUUGGCAAGCUGAUCAGCCACAGCAAGUUAGAAACCCUCAAUCUGUGUAACAACCAGAUCUGUCAUGCAGGGGCUCAGGCUCUAGCUCAAGGCCUGGCUGAGAGCUCCACCCUGACCUCCCUGAAUCUGCGCCUCAACUUCGUGGAGGACAAAGGUGGGGAGGCGAUUGGCCGUGCCCUGCUGACCAACACCAGCCUGAAGUCCCUCCAUCUGGGAAGUAAUAACCUGUCAGAGCCAACUGCAGCAGUGUUCUCCCAGGUCCUGGCUCAGAACACCACUCUGACAAGCAUCAACUUCUCAUGCAACCACCUGGGGCUGGAUGGUGGGAAGCAGCUGCUUAAAGGGCUGGCAAACAACAAGACUUUGACCGAGCUUGAUCUCCGCCACGCGGAGGUGGAACAGGAGACCGAUUUCCUCAUUCAUGGAAUCGUCUGGGCCAAUCGGGAAGCGGCGAGGCUGGCAUCUCUGCAGCACCCCACCACAGAACCCCUCUGA